Gryllus bimaculatus (two-spotted cricket) is the source of this 3483-nucleotide messenger RNA. Lineage: Eukaryota; Metazoa; Arthropoda; Insecta; Orthoptera; Gryllidae. The record is from the annotation of a GenBank genome assembly.
AGGGGAGGGGCGCUGUCUGCGGCGCGCCGGCCGGGCCCAGCCGCCACCCAGUUGGUUUCCCGCCGUCGCGCGAGAGAGAAGUGCCAGGACUCGCGCUCGGCCGGAAGCGUAGUAAGCGAGCUGUCAUUGUGAAGAGACGCCGCUCUGCGUAGCAGCCGCCCCGUGGGCGUUAUUGUUGUUCGCCCCAGCGCCCAGCAGCCUCCCGCAGCCUCGUGGAGUCGCUUCCGAGGCCACAGCACCUGCACGUCGGCCGGGCCACGCGCCGCCCGCCACGCGCCCAGGCGAUCGAACUGCCGCACGUGGUGAAUGAAGUUGAUAAUGUAAGCGGUCGUGUGCUCAACGUCGCCGACCUCUGUGAUUAGCGAAGUCGGCGUUAUCAUUUACGCAGAACUGUGUUGGAACGGUCGGUGAACUUUGAACUAUGAGUACGGAGAAGCACUCCCGAGGGAACGUCAUCGUGAACGCAAUCGCAAAGUUUCUCAAGAUCGGCACACACGCCAAAGCCAAGCGAAAGGUAAGUAACAUGAAUAGCAGAGAUCAACGCAAUGCCUGUUGCCGCAUCGCUACGGCUUUGCCGGUCCCUCCGUCGGAAGCAUCGGUCGUCGUGACGAUGGCCAUGCCUGCCCCGGCGAGGACGUCUCAACUCCACGACAUCACUAAUUUGCCCCCGUCGACGACGCCCCAGAGCCCGGCGGCCGCCGCCUCCUCAGCCCUGGGCGCUGCGGGGAGCCCGCGCCCCGCCGCCCAGCCACCGGCGCAGGCUUCUCCGCAAAACCGGCAGUCUGCGGAGGGCGUCGCCCCUGCUGCCGUCGCCGGUUCCUCCCCCAACCCCUCCUCCUCUUCCUCCUCCUCCUCCUCCUCCGCGUCCUCCACAGGCUGCUCUACGGCGGCUGUUGCAACAGGGACGGCCAAUAAUGCGCCGCCUGCCAAACAGUCCGCCAAAGACUACAUUUUUGGGAAGGUCAUUGGAGAAGGCAGUUUCUCGACGGUGUACUUGGCGAAGGAUAUUCAUCACAGCAAGGAGUAUGCAAUUAAAGUUUGUGAGAAGAGGCAUAUAGUGAAAGAGCUGAAAGUUGAAUAUGUGAAACAGGAAAAGGAAGUGCUGAAUAUAUUGAAUUCCAAUCAAAACAAGACUGCUCCAUUUUUUGUGAAACUGUACAGUACAUUUCAAGAUAAUGAGAGACUGUACUUUGUUUUGUCUUAUGCGAAAAAUGGAGAACUAUUACCGUACAUCAAUAAAGUUGGAUCUUUUGAUAUUCAAUGUACCAGAUUUUAUGGAGCAGAGAUUCUUAGAGCUUUGGAACACCUGCAUUCAUUAGGAAUUAUUCACAGAGAUUUGAAGCCUGAAAAUAUUUUAUUGGAUGAGAGGAUGCAUGUUCAAAUCACUGACUUUGGUUCAGCUAAAAUUCUGGAUGAUAAACCACGACCUCAACCUCGGCGGCGAGAUGGAGAACAAUCAUCAUGGCAAAGACGAAACAGUUUUGUUGGUACUGCACAAUAUGUAUCACCUGAACUUCUAACUGAAAAGUCUGUUUCAAAAAGUUCAGACCUUUGGGCUUUGGGAUGUAUUAUAUAUCAGAUGGUUGCAGGAUUACCUCCAUUUGUUGCCAGGAGUGAGUAUUUGAUUUUCCAAAAAAUUAUUAAAUUGGAGUAUGAAUUCCCAGAUGGAUUUGAACCUAAAGCUAAAGACUUGGUUCAGAAACUUUUGGUAUUGGAUUCUACAAAUAGACUUGGUGCUAAAGACAUUGGAAAUUAUACAUCAGUUCGGUCUCAUCACUUUUUUGCUGGAUUGGAUUUUGAAACACUCUAUAAACAAACUCCACCUCCAAUCUAUCCCUACUUGCCUGGGACAUCUAAAAAUGAGGAAUUAAAAAGCCAUUAUAGGGUUCCAGAUCAUUUAGAACCUGGACUUGAUGAUAAACAAUUGACAAGGCUUCUUGGGCUCGAUCUUCAAGAUGCUGAAGCUAUUGAGACUCGACCUAGAGAGCCCGUAAGGCCUCGCAAAAAGUCCAGCAUUAUAGACUUAAGUCCAGGAGAAGUAAAUGAAAGACUGGCUAUUCAGGCCAGAGAAAGCAAAUGGCAUAAUUUAGUUCAGAAGAAUCUUAUUCUGAAGUCUGGGCUUGUGGAUAAAAGGAAGGGUCUCUUUGCUAGGAGGAGAAUGUUAUUUUUAACUCUGGGACCGCACCUUUAUUAUGUAGACCCAGUGGAUAUGGUUUUAAAAGGAGAGAUACCUUGGAGUCCAGAACUAAGAGUUGAACCAAAGAAUUUCAAGAUAUUUUUUGUCCACACUCCAAAUCGUACAUACUAUUUGGAAGAUCCUGAGGGUUAUGCCUUGGAGUGGUGCAAAGCUAUCGAAGAAGUGCGGAUUCACACUUAUGGUUUACGACCAUAAGUUUAACUAGAGCACCAAAGGGAAGAUGUUUGUUUAAUUAGGCAAUUAAAUUGUGAUCUAAACUGAGUAUACAUUGUUAAUGCAGUGCCCCCAAGUUAAAGGUGUAUGAAAGUUUAAAACUUUGGAAAAGUGAAUCAGUGUCCAGAAAGACUCGAUGUUCCUCUUACUGAAGCUACUCGCAGAAUCAUGAAAAGUAUUGAUGACAUAUGAUAGGAUGGAAUAAAGUCACUUAGUCAUGUGUCAAUGAAUCAGUGUUUGUUUUGAAGUAGCGCUUUGUCUUGCGCACCUAGUCACACAAGCUGCUUACCAAUCAUGAAUUCAAUCGUGAUGAUACUUCUAGGAUAAACUAAAACCUGACAGCUACUGUGUGUCUACAUUUGAACUUGCAUGGACAUUGUUUGAAUGUUUACCAAAAUUAUCCUGGAUUGAACACUAUUUUGUGGUAACAUGUCUGGAGUAGUAGUAAAAUAUACAUGUGGCUAAUGAAUACAUGAUUGUGCACAUAUUUUCUAUCCUAGUAUAUGCAAUCUAUGAAGAGUUACUGUACUCUGUGGUAGUUCAGAAUAUAGAUUUUUAAUGGAAGUUAUCUAGCAAUAGUGGUUGCGAUGUACGAUUGUAUCUAUUCUGUAUGGAUGAUAUUUAUGUUUCUUUUUGAAUAUAAGGAUGUUUUCAGAAUAUAAAAUUAAAAUUACAUUAUCCUGAUACAGCCAAUCAGCUUGUGUGAAUGUUCCUCCUUUAGUUUCUUUUUUGAGUGUUGUAUUUUAGGUUCCACUUUUCAUUCCUGUUCAGUUUCAAAUAAAUAAAGUACCAUUUGUAGUGUGAAGGGCUUGCAGUGGUAAGCAUUCUCAUUGUAUUUAUAAGAUCACCGAGCUAAACAUGUGUGACAGUAAAAGAUUAUAUGGCUGCAAAGCCUAAUGUCAGUAUUAUACUAUAAUGUAUGGAGGUUUUCUGUACAUGGAAGUCAAUAAUUUUGUUUAAAAAAUUGAUUUAUUUAUCUGAACAUACUAUUUUGAAAGGUUGUACAUUCAUUUUAACUCUGUUGUAGUUUUGUGUUGUAAAUAAAAUAUCAUAUUUAUGAAAUGAGCUUUGAA